GACAAGGCGGUGGUGUGUCUGCUGCAAGUGUCAAAGGACAGCGGCAGGCUCCGAACGGUGGUGAAUUCGCUUUCUCUAAUGUCUCUCACGCAGAAGACUUGGGAUAAUCACCGUAGCUCUUGCUCAUGAAAUAGAUUACUGUACUUCAGAAGGGCAACACCAAACCCGCAGAUCUAUGCUACGGAAAGAAUCCUCUCGAAAUCCAGGGGAGAAUUAUCGCAAAAUGCGUCCUGGAUUCUGUCUUCUCGUGGCAGAUACACAAACGGUAGCAACCGCUCUAGGUUAGCCAGGUCUUUACGGCAACCAGUGUAGCUUAAUGUUAGCAGUUGGAGUUCACAACGAAGGUGGAAAUAAACGAUGGAUUUCUACAGAUGGAUUACCAUACUGUGAAAAAAUACUUCUACCUAAAAUCGAGUGGUAACGUCCAAACAAGCCGACAACAAACUUUCAGGACUGCUUUUUGCAUUGGGACUGAAAUAAGUGCGGCAGGACCUCCGGUUUAAAACGUUUCUUGCUUUGCCUGAAUGACUUUUUUCCUUGCGAAUGCUGCUAUUCAAAAAUCAAACCGCAUUGCCCCAAUAGCCAUUUUGACUGCGUCGACUUCAGACUAGGAGGUUGUAGCAAUUCGUUGUGUGACUGAGGUCGGGCGCGUGCCAACAAUCGUUGUAAUAUGCCGCUUUCAAGGGUGCAACAUCCCGAGCAAGACGUUUAGCAGCCCCCAUAUUGAACGAUUGGUUUGUUACCACAGCUGUAACAGUAGCCUACGGGACGUCCGUAUGUCUGACAUUAAUAGCUCUAUAUCUGGCAAAGACUAUCAUCCCAUCGUAGCUCCAUGGAUAGGCCACAGUAUAUAAUCAGUUAAAAGAAACGGAUGGCCUUUGGACUUGGGGUUCGUCGGAAGAAAUGUGGAAUGCUGUUUUCAUUGAAACGAAGGAUUUCUAUUAGUCGGUAGCCAGUCUGAGAGGACAGAUUAUUGCUUUUAGUGCCGAGUGUGCGUUCUGGGUUGGAUGACACUGCAGUCUACAUAACGAUUUCUACAUUUAGAGAUAAUUAAAACGUAAACUAGUGGGUGCUUGACAAAACAGGGAAGGUGGAGCAUUGUCCGUCGAACGCGUUGACGCAGUGGGAUUUGUACGUCUGGUCGGCCUUCCCUCCCGCCCUCCCCGCGGUGACGGUGAUGGGUCGGAAGCGGUGUGUCGGUGCAGAUUGUUCCAAGAUGGCGGCCGGGUGCUGCGGGGUGAAGAAGCAGAAGUUGUCGGGAUCCCCUGGGUCUGGAGGUCCCGGCGGUACGGCUAGUGGGGUGGCUGGAAGCGGGCAUUGUGGAUCGGACUUGGGAAUUGGCUCAUCCUCUGCUGUUGCCGCAGGGAACGUGAACCGAGUAAACGGCCUAGGGGGGGCAGGGGGUAGUAGUAGUAGCAGCAACAGUAACACUUUGUCCCCUUCCCCGGUAAGCUACAACUCUACUGCCCUCUCUCCACACCUCAGUCCCGGCUCCAGUGGAUCUGGGAGCGGGGCAAGGAAGAUGGUCGUUUCAGCGGAGAUGUGCUGCUUCUGUUUCGACGUCCUGUAUUGUCAUCUCUACGGAUACCAACCUCCUCGGACACCUAGGUUUACAAACGACCCCUACCCACUGUUUGUCACUUGGAAAAUUGGCAGAGACAAAAGGUUGAGGGGUUGUAUAGGUACAUUUUCUGCCAUGAACCUGCACUCAGGACUCAGGGAGUACACCCUUACUAGUGCCCUUAAAGACAGCCGCUUUCCCCCCAUGACGAGGGAUGAGCUGCCUCGUCUGUUCUGCUCAGUAUCUCUGCUCACCAACUUCGAAGAUGUUGGUGAUUAUCUUGACUGGGAGGUUGGUGUGCACGGCAUUAGGAUAGAGUUUUUCAAUGAAAAAGGAUCAAAGCGCACGGCUACCUACCUUCCAGAGGUUGCAAAAGAACAAGGAUGGGACCACAUUCAAACCAUAGAUUCCUUACUUCGCAAGGGAGGAUAUAAAGCUCCCAUCACUAAUGAAUUCAGGAAGAGCAUCAAGUUGACCAGGUAUCGUAGUGAAAAGAUGACAAUGAGCUACGCUGAAUACAUCGCUCAUCGCCAGCACCACCACUACCAGAACGGCAUCGGGCACCCUCUCCCACCCUACAACCAUUAUUCCUGACAUCGAGCCGCAUGACCAGCCACUGGACCUCUCCGCUGACCUCUUCCCUCCCGCCGCCUCCGGAGAGCCCUCCACCGCCCCCACCUGGUCUAGCUAUCUUUACUACUGUACCAUUUUAUGAUGUUAGUUUCCGUUGCUGUGCUAACCACUUUUUUUUUCUUUUUUCUUCUUCUUUUUUUUUCUUUUUUUUUGAAAAAAGAAGAAAAAAUGGUUUUCAUGGCAACGGGUUUUGGCGAAAAUUUCUCUUAAUUUUUGAUUUGUUACUAUUAAAAGGAAGCAAAAAUGUA
Molecule: messenger RNA, 2442 nt
Organism: Engraulis encrasicolus (European anchovy)
Lineage: Eukaryota; Metazoa; Chordata; Actinopteri; Clupeiformes; Engraulidae
Gene: ammecr1
Product: AMMECR nuclear protein 1
Exons: 6
Coding region: 1178-2155 (325 amino acids)
Source: RefSeq, a predicted model, not a curated record